This is a messenger RNA of Oncorhynchus mykiss (rainbow trout), 4655 nucleotides long. NCBI's taxonomy places the organism in Eukaryota, Metazoa, Chordata, Actinopteri, Salmoniformes, Salmonidae. The record is from RefSeq and is a predicted model, not a curated record.
UCUCUCUCUGUCUCUGUCUCUGUGUCUGUCUCUCCUCUCUGUCUCUCUCUGUCUCUCCUCUCUGUCUCUGUGUGUGUCUCUCUCCUCUUUCUCUCUGUCUCUGUCUCUCACCUCUCUGAUGUUGUCAUCGGUGUGUCUUCACCCCUCACUCUCUCCCCUCUCCCCUCUGUAUAGCCCCGCUCCUAACAAACUGGGCGACCCCACCCCCACCCCACGUAGAACUGCCACUCUAAAUAGAAAACAGCACCAUCAUGCUUCUUCGCCCGCCUUCCAGCCCCCUCUACCACCGCCAGAGGCUGGAGGAGUCACCCAGACCCAGCCUGUGGCUGAGCCCCAGACCCAGGAGCAAACUCUGUGUGGGAGUACGGAGGCUGGCCAGCCUGGCCUGGCUGGGGGUGGUGGGGGUGGGGGUCAGGGUGUGGCACCAGAGGUCCAGGUGGCCACAGGGCAGCAGCCUCUGCCUCUUACCCAGCACAGCGCUGAGGAGAAUAGCCCUGGCCAUGACCCCACCACCACCCCCGCUCCCCUGAGGAACGGGGGCUCCCAGCUCACCGUGGGGACACCCCACUCCCAGGCAGGAUGCAGGGGUCCUAGCCCCCACAUUGGACGCAGAGGUACUAAGAAGCAAGCCCCUGCCCCACCCAAACAGGCCAACCCCUUUGUAGCUAAUGUCUCUACCCUUGGCCACAGUCCCGCGCCUAACAACCCCUACCCCCUCAUCGCUCCACGACGCCACUCUGGUAAAGAAACCCCCAUCCACGCCCCCAGCCACCCGCCCCCACAGCCCCCUCAGUCUCAGGGGGAGUCAGACCCCUCUCCGCCCCACACCCCCACACCCCCUAGCACCCCUCCUCACGAUGGUCCAACCUCCACCCCCUUCACCCCUCUAUCCUCCUUCCACUCUGGCUCCCUCCCUCGCCCCACCAGGCCGGCUCCGAAGCCACGCUCCCGACCUACAGUUCCCCCGCCCCGUCAGCCGCCCACCAAUGACGACAGCAACGGGCCCAGCGGCUCUGCCUCCAAGGUCAUCACCGAUGCCAGCCUGAACUUGAAGGGGAUUGGCCGAGCCCUUAUCCCUGAAAUUAUGGUGGACAUACAAGGGGAGAGCUCUGCUGGUCAUGAGCCCUCCCCCUAUCCAACCCCACCCUUGGACCCUGAGAUCCAAUCAGAGAGCACCAGUCUGUGAAAGCGGGAGGGAUCACUCCAACUGACAUCACCAAAAAACAUUCUGCCUCUGCCCAAUUGGUCAAUAUGCUAGCCAUUCAUCCAAUCGCCGUAGUCGGAGUCAGCUCUGAGCCUCUACAGACUGGACCAUACAAACUCCCUGCUCAUCAAUCCAGUGAGCAAUAGUGUCUACAACAAACAACCCCUAGCCAACAUUACUCUCUACAACAAUACAGGGACUAGACAACCUUCUCUUACUCCAUAAUCCAAACUCAACACUGUUGGCACCCACCACCCAACACCCUCAACAUCAACACCCUUCCAUCCAUAAACCAUCAACAGUAUUGGAACUGGACCACAGGAUCACCCCAUGUUCAUUGAACCUUCAACCUGCUAAACAUGAUAGGAAGUUGGCCUGCAGCUAGAGAUGCCACUGUAGCUUUCUAUUGAAUCAACCAAGCCUGUACUGGGACUGGACAAUAUAUAUAUAUAUAUAUAUUAAAAUAUAUAACCACUGAACUCCAAUGCUGGUGAAGCUGUAAUGUUAUGACCCAGUACCUGGAAGCAUCUGAUGCAAAUCUGAAUAUACUGUUUCAUCUUUGGAUCCAUUGUAGAAUGUUGACAUUGAUUUGGGGCUGGGUGGGAGGCUAAGCUUGUAAACCUAAAAGCUCAGAACUUGUAUGAUGUAACGUUCCUCCCUGUGGUACAUUGUAUGGUGGUUGUAGGAAUAUUCUUUGAAUGGAAAUUGCUCAUUUGUAUGUCCUCAAUGCAUUACCUAAGAUUGUCUACAAAACUGCAAUUUUGCCCCAUUUGAGAACUUUCUUUAAUGGUUUUUAAUGGGCCAAGUAAUACAAAUGUAAUGCAGAAAGUGCUAUUGAUGAGCAAAUAUACAUGGUGAGCCCAAAGAAUCCUAUAAAUUGCCAUACUUGAUUUGAUGAGAGCUCUCAAGGACCAAAGAUGCCAGUUGAUGAAUAAGUACAUGAGUGAGUGUGCUGGUGAGUGUGCUUGGUGAGUGUGCUGCUUUGUGUUUGUAAUAUAAUGUUUUAAUAGUUGCCAAGGACCAAAUAAGUAUCAAUGAGGAGUGCAAUUUAAUUAACUGCAUUCGUUUCAUACUGUCUUCUCCACUCCCAAUAUUCACCCUGUUUCAUUUGUUGUUGUUUUUAACCUUUCUUACCGCAAUAUACUAUAGCACUGUGUUUUAUUCAACAGAGCUGAAUUCAAACAAAACAGUCACCCCUGCCAAAAAUGUGUAUACCAAUCACAGAUUUCCCCUUUAAAAGAAAAGUUAUAUAAGAAAAGUGAUUGGAUAUUCCCUGCCACAGAUUUCCCCUUUAAAAGAAAAGUUAUAUAAGAAAAGUGAUUGGAUAUUCCCUGCCACAGAUUUCCCCUUUAAAAGAAAAGUUAUAUAAGAAAAGUGAUUGGAUAUUCCCUGCCACAGAUUUCCCCUUUAAAAGAAAAGUUAUAUAAGAAAAGUGAUUGGAUAUUCCCUGCCACAGAUUUCCCCUUUAAAAGAAAAGUUAUAUAAGAAAAGUGAUUGGAUAUUCCCUGCCACAGAUUUCCCCUUUAAAAGAAAAGUUAUAUAAGAAAAGUGAUUGGAUAUUCCCUGCCACAGAUUUCCCCUUUAAAAGAAAAGUUAUAUAAGAAAAGUGAUUGGAUAUUCCCUGCCACAGAUUUCCCCUUUAAAAGAAAAGUUAUAUAAGAAAAGUGAUUGGAUAUUCCCUGCCACAGAUUUCCCCUUUAAAAGAACAGUUAUAUAAGAAAAGUGAUUGGAUAUUCCCUGCCACAGAUUUCCCCUUUAAAAGAAAAGUUAUAUAAGAAAAGUGAUUGGAUAUUCCCUGCCACAGAUUUCCCCUUUAAAAGAAAAGUUAUAUAAGAAAAGUGAUUGGAUAUUCCCUGCCACAGAUUUCCCCUUUAAAAGAAAAGUUAUAUAAGAAAAGUGAUUGGAUAUUCCCUGCCACAGAUUUCCCCUUUAAAAGAACAGUUAUAUAAGAAAAGUGAUUGGAUAUUCCCUGCCACAGAUUUCCCCUUUAAAAGAAAAGUUAUAUAAGAAAAGUGAUUGGAUAUUCCCUGCCACAGAUUUCCCCUUUAAAAGAAAAGUUAUAUAAGAAAAGUGAUUGGAUAUUCCCUGCCACAGAUUUCCCCUUUAAAAGAAAAGUUAUAUAAGAAAAGUGAUUGGAUAUUCCCUGCCACAGAUUUCCCCUUUAAAAUAAAAGUUAUAUAAGAAAAGUGAUUGGAUAUUCCCUGCCACAGAUUUCCCCUUUAAAAGAAAAGUUAUAUAAGAAAAGUGAUUGGAUAUUCCCUGCCACAGAUUUCCCCUUUAAAAGAAAAGUUAUAUAAGAAAAGUGAUUGGAUAUUCCCUGCCACAGAUUUCCCCUUUAAAAGAAAAGUUAUAUAAGAAAAGUGAUUGGAUAUUCCCUGCCACAGAUUUCCCCUUUAAAAGAAAAGUUAUAUAAGAAAAGUGAUUGGAUAUUCCCUGCCACAGAUUUCCCCUUUAAAAGAAAAGUUAUAUAAGAAAAGUGAUUGGAUAUUCCCUGCCACAGAUUUCCCCUUUAAAAGAAAAGUUAUAUAAGAAAAGUGAUUGGAUAUUCCCUGCCACAGAUUUCCCCUUUAAAAGAAAAGUUAUAUAAGAAAAGUGAUUGGAUAUUCCCUGCCACAGAUUUCCCCUUUAAAAGAAAAGUUAUAUAAGAAAAGUGAUUGGAUAUUCCCUGCCACAGAUUUCCCCUUUAAAAGAAAAGUUAUAUAAGAAAAGUGAUUGGAUAUUCCCUGCCACAGAUUUCCCCUUUAAAAGAAAAGUUAUAUAAGAAAAGUGAUUGGAUAUUCCCUGCCACAGAUUUCCCCUUUAAAAGAAAAGUUAUAUAAGAAAAGUGAUUGGAUAUUCCCUGCCACAGAUUUCCCCUUUAAAAGAAAAGUUAUAUAAGAAAAGUGAUUGGAUAUUCCCUGCCACAGAUUUCCCCUUUAAAAGAAAAGUUAUAUAAGAAAAGUGAUUGGAUAUUCCCUGCCACAGAUUUCCCCUUUAAAAGAAAAGUUAUAUAAGAAAAGUGAUUGGAUAUUCCCUGCCACAGAUUUCCCCUUUAAAAGAAAAGUUAUAUAAGAAAAGUGAUUGGAUAUUCCCUGCCACAGAUUUUUUUUUUUUUUAGAAAUUAUUUGUUUUUAUAUCCGUUUUGAUUUAAUUUAGCUCAGGAAAUGGACAAGCAACAGAACAAUAUCCCAGGUUUUAUUUUAUUUUAUGAUUACUUUUCAAAUUUAGGAUGUUAUGUUGACAAUCUUUAGUGGGUAACCUGGCUUCUCACUCUGCUUGUGAUUAUUGCCUUUUUUUCACUACAUUGCAUGUUUUGAAUGUGAUUUGCUUGUUUUCUGCCCGUGUCUUUUCAACCUGAAAAUGAACAAAGAUUUUCGAUAAUGAGUGAAUGGAUCCUCCACUGUUUGUUCAUAUUAAAGGAAAAUUGUUUUGGGUAUUAUUACUCUAAAUAAACAAAACAUGAAUUAAAACA